Messenger RNA from Debaryomyces fabryi, 999 nucleotides. RefSeq lists its product as uncharacterized. Lineage: Eukaryota; Fungi; Ascomycota; Pichiomycetes; Serinales; Debaryomycetaceae. The coding region runs from base 1 to 999 and encodes 332 amino acids. The transcript has a single exon. The record is from RefSeq and is a predicted model, not a curated record.
AUGCUUAGAAGUGGAUUGAUAAAUGGACGAUUUGCGGUUGAGCAUUUAUGCAAGCGUUCUGGCGGACGUUUGGCGGUCCGUGAGUACUCAAGCGAGUCAGGAAAAGACUCUAUGUUUUUGACCGAUCUCUUGAGCAGAAUCGACAAGAUCAGUUCAACCACCAAGAAGAUAGCAGAACAGCAAGGUUCAGGGGUAGGAGGUUUAAACAAGUCUAGGGGUGUCCCAGGAUCAGCCCAGGGGGCUCCUCGUAGGGCCAAGGGACCAGCAGAUAAGACGGUAAAGACCAGAAACGAAAAGGUACAAGUGGCCGAUCAUCCAUUAUUCAAUGCUAAAAUUGAAAAUAGAGGACCAAAUAGACAGAGUGGUGGAUAUAAAGGUCCAAGAGCUCCUAGAGUGGCUAGAACUGGGGGUGGAGCUGGUGCACCAGCCACAAGUGGUGCAGGAAAUGCCAGACCAUCUAAGAGGACGACAAGACCAAGAGAACCUAGAAGACAAAAGGCCAUUGACGUUCAACCUAUCAAAUCUAAGAAUAUUACAUACGGACCAUACAAACCGCAAUUGGAUAACAACACGUUUUUGUACGGAAAGGCCACCAGUUUCAAUAAUUGUACCAGUGCAAGAGUGGCUUCUGUUGCCAAAGAAGCAUUGAACGACUCAAAAUUCCCGUAUAUGCUUCCUAGAGAUAUAGUCAACAACUUAACCCCAGGAGUGACAAGAAAUCGUUUCCUUUUGCAAUCUAACUUCACUCUUGACGUCAACUCCAAAAAAUUAACUACCAGAAUUAAGGAAGUUGUCAAAGGUGAAGUAGCCGACUUGCCAGUAGAUAAAUCGCAAUUCAAAGACCCAGAGGCAUUGAAAUCUGCUCUCUUCACAAAACAACAAUUGAUGAAGAAUGGAGACUUGUCGUUCGCCGAUAAGCAGAAAAUAUUCGCCGUAGCUAGUGGCUUAAAGACGCCAAAGCAGUUGGUCGAAAACGCCCAUUGGGCCAAGGCCGAAUGA